This is a messenger RNA of Oryza brachyantha (malo sina), 1071 nucleotides long. Its product is annotated as cationic peroxidase SPC4-like. The coding region runs from base 1 to 1071 and encodes 356 amino acids. Gene Ontology annotation, molecular function: heme binding; peroxidase activity. Lineage: Eukaryota; Viridiplantae; Streptophyta; Magnoliopsida; Poales; Poaceae. Gene Ontology annotation, biological process: hydrogen peroxide catabolic process; response to oxidative stress. The record is from RefSeq and is a predicted model, not a curated record. The transcript has 2 exons.
AUGGCGCGAAAGAUGAUGAGUAGCUCGAGCUCCAGCUGCAGCAGCCUGCAGCUCGUUGAGACGAAGACGACGACGAGGCUGCACGUUUUGGCUGCCUGUGGCUUGCUUCUGCUGCUCGCUCCGGCGGCCGCCGCCGGCGACUACCCGCCGACGGCGAACGGCUUGUCGUACGGGUUCUACGGGAGGAGCUGCCCCAGGGCGGAGUCCAUCGUGAGGAGAUUCCUCAGGAAGGCCAUCCGCAACGACGUCGGCCUCGCCGCCGGCCUCAUCCGCCUCCACUUCCACGACUGCUUCGUCCAGGGUUGCGAUGGGUCGGUGCUGUUGGAGCGCACGGCGACGGAGAAGAGCGAGCUGGACGCGCCUCCCAACGAGACGAUCCGGCCGUCGGCGUUGAUGGCCGUGAGGCGGCUCCGCUCGCUGCUCGACAAGGCGUGCGGCGGCGCCGUCGUCUCCUGCGCCGACAUCCUCACCCUCGCCGCGCGUGACGCCGUCCGCCUGGUGGGCGGGCCGGAGUACAAGGUGCCCCUGGGGAGGCGCGACGGCGUGAGGAUUGCGACGAGGGAGAAUGUCGUCGCCGCCUUCCCGCCGCCGAGCUCCAACGUGACGACGCUCCUCGCCGCCGUGGCCAAGAUCAACCUCGACGUCAACGACCUCGUGGCGCUCUCCGGCGCGCACACGCUCGGCGUCUCCCGCUGCAUCUCGUUCGACAACCGCCUCUUCCCGGAGCGGGACCCCUCCAUGGACAAGUGGUUCGCCGGCCAACUGAGGCUCUCCUGCCCGGCCAAGAACACCACCAACACCACCGCCAUCGACGUCCGGACGCCCAACGCCUUCGACAACAAGUACUACGUCGACCUGCUCAACCGGCAGGGGCUCCUCACCUCCGACCAGGAGCUGUUCAGUGAUGGCAGGACAAGGGGCCUCGUCGGGAGGUUCGCCGUCGACCAGGCCGCCUUCUUCCGGCGCUUCGCCUUUUCCAUGGUGAAGAUGGCGCAGAUCCAGGUGCUGACGGGAGAGCAGGGGGAGAUCCGCAGGAACUGCUCCGUGCGCAACACCGGCAGUGGCACCUAG